AUGGCCGUUGCUGCUGCAUCGGUCGGCGAUGUUCCUGUGCUUUCAGAGGACGAAUGCGAGCGCUUAGCACAGACCUUUGAGAGGUCACGCGGAACAGACGGGUUCGUGGAUGCAGCAGAGAGCCAAAGGCUGUUGCGCCGCACAGGAUUGCAGGAGCAGCUUCUGGAAACCAUUUGGGACCUUUCAGACUUGGACCGUGAUGGUCGCUUGUCGCUCAGAGAGUUUGUCUGCGCCAUGACGCUUGCAGACCAGGCUCGGAAUGGCCAAUCCUUGCCUGUCGAACUGCAUCCGGAGCAGCAGGCAGGCUUAGCAUCUCGUGUGGAGCUUCUUGUGCAAGCAAGGCCACGUAAAGAAGAGUUCAGCACGGUUGAGACGAGUGCUAGCUUCCGUGCUCCUGCAGCAGGAGCAGGUGGCUUCGACUCGGAGCCCAGCUUGCCUCAUGCCUCUUCGUUGACUACGACACCUGCACGUGGGCGUGACUCGACACCGCGGCCGUUGACGGGUGCCGAAGGGCGAGAGCACACCUUGGAUGCGAAAGUUCCUGAGACGCUGACAAAGCUCGGGCAGCUUGCAACUGUUUUGAAGCUCGUCUCUCGUGCGGACCCCGGUGAUGAGCUUCGAAAGCUUUGCCAGGAGGUCCUGGAGGAGCGUCGACGUCUGGAGAAUCGGCUGGACCGACGGCGCGAACUCGAGGAGGCGCUGCGAGCGGCCAAAGGACGCCUGGACGAGGUCCAGGAACGCCAUCGCAGAGUGGAGUUGGAGAGUGCCGCGACCAAGUGUCGCAUCUCAUACCUGCAGGAUGAGUUGGUCUUCGUGACACGCGAAGUCAAGACUGUGGAGGAGGACUUGGAUGCCCUUCGACAGGCUUGCGGCCUGGGUGACAAGGAGAUGCGGAGAAUGCCAGCGCCGUAUUCCGACCCUCAGGAGGAGAGACGUGACGUCCUGACAAAGGUGAAAGCCGAAAGGGAGCUGCUUCUCAAAGACCAGAAGGCAGUGGAGGAGCUCCGCGGAAAGCUGGAACGGGUCUUCGAGCAGAAGCUCGAAGCCCAGACGAAGCAGCAGGCGCUAUUGGAGAAGCAGCGCCAAUGCGAGCAAGACAGGGGCCUUGCCCUCACCGCCAUCGAGGCAGACAAAGCCAAGCUGCUGUCGAUGCGCUCGGAAAGAUUGAGGUCUUGGCAGGACAUCGCAGAUCUCGAAAAGCAGCUUCAGGAUGUGGACCAGGAGAAGCUUCUGGUUUCGCGCCAAGCUGUUGGCAGGAAUGUGCCUUCUGCUCCAAGAAGUGCUGAGGUGAAUCGGAGCAAAGGGGUGCCGCACGAGUCCAUGCCCUCGGUUGUCUACGGCAGUGCUCCGGCUGCCCGAGCUGCCCGAGCGUCCGAGGAAGCGCCAAGUCACUGGAGAGUGACUCCAGAUCCUGUCCGUUUCCCUGCCAUGGAGGCUCAAAGCCUUGCGACCGCUCCAGGUCUGCGCGCCGCCUUCACACAGGCGCCGAACCCAGGUGCAGGCUACAUGCGGCACGAUGGCCGUGGAAUUCGAGCUGAUGCGUGA
Messenger RNA from Symbiodinium necroappetens, 1545 nucleotides. The record is from the annotation of a GenBank genome assembly. Lineage: Eukaryota; Dinophyceae; Suessiales; Symbiodiniaceae.